Entrophospora sp. SA101 is the source of this 846-nucleotide messenger RNA. Lineage: Eukaryota; Fungi; Glomeromycota; Glomeromycetes; Entrophosporales; Entrophosporaceae. The record is from the annotation of a GenBank genome assembly.
AUGAAGUUAUCACAAUUACAAGAAUUAGCCAAGAAAGUGCAAUUAGAAAUAAAAUCGGAGGAAACAGAAUAUUUACUAACCAGUUUUUCCAAAUUAGAGGAAAUGUUGGCGAAAUUUCAGCAAUCACAGUUGAAAGAUAGUCAGCCUUACCAAAAACAAACCAAACUUACUUUAAGAAAUCUCCACCAACUAACUAAGGCUUAUUCAACCCAUUCUAUUAAGAAAGAAACUGUUCGCCUAUUUAGACCCAAAGGAGACGGUGAAGCCAAUGAGUUAGAAAGCCUUCUCAAAGAGCAAAUUUUUUUAGUUGCCUGUGUUUUAACAAUUGCUAUUUUUUGGGCAAAUCAAAAACCAAAGGUGACAAGGAACAAGAAAAAAAUAUUAACACCUUCGUUCUUAAAAUAUUUUGAUAUGACAAAAAAUGACUAUCCACGGAUUAAAGACCCUAAUUUUUUCACCAUCAGUGCCGUCGAAUUAGCCCAAAAAUUACUGGGUAAAAUACUGGUUCGGAACCUUAAUGGUCAAAUUAUUAAAGUGAAAAUUGUCGAAACCGAAGCCUAUAUAGGAGAUCCACAAGGAGUAUUAAUUCGCGCUGCUGAAACGCUUGACCGUCAUACUGUCCCAGUUAUUUCUCAGCAUGACAAAAGAAAAAAAUAUCAUUAUUACACCAACGGUCCAGGAAAAUUAUGCCGGGCAUUGAGUAUCGAUAUUAGCCUCAAUAAUGUUGAUUUAACUACUAGCAAUUUAAUUUAUUUAGAAGACCAGCCGGAACUUAAUCAAGAGGAAAUCGUUGCUACUAAAAGGGUCAACAUUGACUACGCAGGAAGCGAUAAAGACCGUUUGUGA